This is a messenger RNA of Syngnathoides biaculeatus (alligator pipefish), 2540 nucleotides long. It is a transcript of the gene wipf3, whose product is annotated as WAS/WASL interacting protein family member 3. Bases 357 to 1709 code for a protein of 450 amino acids. The transcript has 8 exons. Gene Ontology annotation, molecular function: actin binding. NCBI's taxonomy places the organism in Eukaryota, Metazoa, Chordata, Actinopteri, Syngnathiformes, Syngnathidae. The record is from RefSeq and is a predicted model, not a curated record.
UUCUUCGUCGCGUGGUGUCCUGCCCCCUUUCUGCAAUGUGUGUUGUUGCCCUGUCAGAGUUCUGCACAUAGUGGAAGAAGUACCGCAGCAAUUAAUACUCCACUGUUCAUGUGCUCAGGACUGGAUCGUAAACCAAAAAAAAAAAGAAGAAGAAAGAGAACUUAACCCCAUUAACCAACUUUUGGAAGGUUUUUUGCACAGAGUUUUGGUCCAUGACGGACAGCCGAGCUUGACCCGUUGGGUUAAAAAUAAAACCAUGAAGUCAGUUUGUGCCGUGCCUUCAAGCUGAGGACUUUGUGCAAGCAAGCAGGUGGCCAGCUAACUCCUUUUUGAAGGUUUAGCGGAAGCCUCCAAACAUGCCAGUAAUCCCGCCACCCCCGCCCCCGGCGCCCCCUCCACCACCACCACCACCACCUCCUCCACCACCCCCCAGCACUGCACCUCCACUGUUUCCAGCAGAGUCUGCAAAAGUCCAAUCUGGCGGAGGAGGUGGCAGGAACGCUCUGUUGGCCGACAUCCAGAAGGGAGCCAGGCUCAAGAAAGUUACGCAGGUCAAUGACCGGAGUGCGCCACUUGUGGACAAGCCCAAGGCCACAAGUGGAGGUUUGUCCGGCAAUGUUGGUGCUCCUCAGGGUUCAUUUGGAGGCACAUUAACAGCUGGGCCACCCUUAGGUGGGCUUUUUGCUGGGGGGUUUCCGACCCUAAGGCCAACCGGGCAGCGAGACUCGGCGGGCAAGACGGCAGUGUCCCGCUCGAGCUCGUCAGCUUCCCUCAAGCCACAGUGGAACACGCCAACUUUGGCCGACUUGCUCGCCCCCCUCGGAGCUGCGGGCCACCGACCGGUCGCCUCCUCCUCUGCGCCCCCCUCCCCGACUCACGCCAGCAAGCAUCUUGCUCCUCUCCCCGUGCCCGCGCCCCCUCCGCCGACAGCACCCGCCCCUCCUUCUGUCCGUCCUCCGCCCCCACCCCAAACCUUCCAGGAUCGCCCGUCCAACAAGCCUCCACCUCUGCCCUCCUGCCCUCCCCCUCUGCCCCCAUCUCAGGUCACAAGGCCCACCUGGCUCCCCAUCCAACAUCACCAAAACGCCGCCAACACCCAACUCCUGACACCACCCCCUCCUCCGCAUUACAACCCUCCCUCUCUCCCUGGGGACCGCUUUUCUUGGUCCUUCUUCCCUCUACCACCCGCCGUUGUCCUUUCUGAACCCGCAAGGUUUCCCAUCCUGCGUGACUCUAGCCCUCUAGGACCCCCGCCGCCACCGCCACCUCCCCCUCUCCCAAGUUCAUACACCCCGAGCUGCCCAUCCACCCUCCCGCCGCCGCCUCCCCGGAUUCCUGCUGUGCCUUCGCCAGCCUUACGUCAGCUACCGCCUUCAUACCCCUGCAACGCUCCAACCAGACGGCCUCCUGCUGUGCCUAGAAGUGCAGGUGCCAGUCGUCUGGCUCCUCCUCCAGCUCCUCCGGCACGUUCCCCCUCUACUGAGCUCUCCGGCCGAAUUCCUCCCCCUCCGCCGCCAUCUCCCCUGCCCCCUUCCGGCAUCAGGAAUGGACACCUGCACAGUCUGGAUGACUUUGAAUCCAAAUUCCAGUUCCACCCUAUCGAAGAUUUUCCUCCUCCGGAAGAAUUCAAGCCUUUCCCUCGCAUCUACCCAAGCAAAGAAAACAGAGUAAACGCCGCGUCUCAAGGGAUCAGGUCACACCUCAGAUGAGCUUCAUCCCACACAAUUCCUGGAUACAAAAAGGUUAGAAACCCCCUUGACAGUUACGCAAGAGCCGGGGGGGCUUCCAGUUUGGAAGCAGGCAUUGUGUUUGUUUGUAAAAAUGUGACUCGUACUACAGUGUGUGACCUCUGACCUUUUCGGGACUGGAAUGUUUUGAAUGUGAGUGAGAGGAGGACUCUCCAUGAUGCUCCUCCCCAUCGGCACAUACACGGCCUCUGGUGGCUGCCUUUCGGGGGGCUUUUGUGGCCAUUGUUUGUGUGAAACUGUUUAAGCAUUUCAUCAUGUGUACAGGAAACAAAGACAGAUCUGCACAGUGGCAAAAUCAAACAGAUCAGAGCUGAUAAAGUGUGAUUGUUUACGAGAAACUAUUUUAAUAAUGACAUUCUUCAGCUUUAACAGCCACGUCUGCACGAUUUUGGAUUCUUGUUGGGGUUAAUAACUGCUAUUGUAUGUAAGACUUUUCUAACAAAGUUGUGAAAUAUAUAGUAUUUUACUUGUAGAAUGUGAAUUAUAACUGGACUUCUACUGUGAUUUUACACUUUUGUACAUUUGGUUCUCUUUCCAAAGUACUAACCAGAACUGUGACAAUAGCACGACCUGUUGGCCAUCGGGUGGUACUGUAAAUCAUGUGAUGAAAUAACUUUUUUUUUUUUUAAAGGUCAUUUUAUUGAUCACAUUGAUUCAAAUAGACAUUGUACUAGUGGCCUUGCAACAACGCAUACAGUAGCUUCAGUCAUUUUCACCGACAAUAUGUUCAAUGUCACGCAUCCAACGGACGCACAAGUAAAUAAACAAUGAACAAGUACAGUAUGAAAGUGA